GGGGCGGCUGCCAACAUCGCCGUGGAGGCUGGGCAGGAUGGCAUCUCUGUGAAGGCACUUUCUGAGCAGGGAGGCAGGAUCAGCAAUAAGAAGCCACGCAAGGCUGGCAGCAGUGGGAGCCUGCUGUACGGCCGCUUUGUGAAGUCAGCCACGCUCACAGCCUGUGGGGAGGAGUCCGUAACACUGCCCAGCAGCGCUGAGAGCAGUGAGGAGGAGGAGAAGCUGGACCUCUCUUCGGUCAGGAGGCUGACAGACGAGGAGCUGGUGCAGGCGUGCGGGGGCCGCACAGCACACAAGGGUGCCCGGCACGGCCUGACCAUGAGUGCCAAGCUGGCACGCCUGGAGGAGCAGGAACGAGCCUUCCUGGCCACUUAUCGGCAGCAGGAGCCCCCAGAGAGCAGCCAGGGCAAAAAGAAGAAAAGGAAACAGUCCAGGGAUGGAGCCAACCCCGAGGUGCCACAGAGCCAGGAGCCAAGCAGAGAACAGGAGGAGGUGUUGGAAGAAGAAAAGGUGGUGAAGAGGAAGAAAAAGAACCGGGGACCAAGCAUAGAAGAGGAGCUCACAGGAGAGGAAGAGGGCAUGAGGAAGAAGAAGAAGAAGAAGAAGAAGAAGGUGGUCACAGAACCAUGUGGAGAAGAGGUAUCAGGAGAGGAGGGGAAGGUCAUGAAGAGGAAGAAGCCAGAGCUAAGCACAGAUGAGGAGGUGGUAGAAGAGGAGAGGAAGGCUGCAAAGAGGAGAAAGAAGAAAAAGAAGAAGCAGCAGGAAGAGGAGGACAAAGAAGAGCCAGCUGAAACAGAAAUACCUCUACAAGACACAGAUGAGCCAAACUUGGGACACAGCCCUACAAAGAGGAAGAAGAAGAAGAAGAAGAAAAAGAGGGAGCCAGAGUGAGCAAGUGACAUGACUGCCGUGCAUGUCACAGCUGCCAGCCCCACCUGGCUGUCAGGUCCUCAUCCUGGUGCUGGUGGGUGCCAUGGGGUGCUCUGAGCUCAUUCCAGAUGGACUCCAGCACUGUGGCCCAGCUGCCUGGGGAUGCUGGGCUAGGACAAGUUGGUCUG
Ficedula albicollis (Collared flycatcher) is the source of this 1058-nucleotide messenger RNA. RefSeq names its product G-patch domain containing 4 (gene GPATCH4). The transcript is spliced from 5 exons. NCBI's taxonomy places the organism in Eukaryota, Metazoa, Chordata, Aves, Passeriformes, Muscicapidae. The record is from RefSeq and is a predicted model, not a curated record. Gene Ontology annotation, biological process: regulation of ribosome biogenesis. The annotation marks the transcript as partial. Gene Ontology annotation, cellular component: nucleolus.